This is a messenger RNA of Ruditapes philippinarum (Manila clam), 423 nucleotides long. Its product is annotated as C-type lectin domain family 4 member E-like. The record is from RefSeq and is a predicted model, not a curated record. Bases 40 to 423 code for a protein of 127 amino acids. Lineage: Eukaryota; Metazoa; Mollusca; Bivalvia; Venerida; Veneridae. The transcript has 3 exons.
AUCUAUUGAGACGUUCAGUUAAAUCAUACAAGAAGGAAAAUGUUCAGAAAUGUUGAGCUUUUGGCAAUAUCUUUGCUAUUUUGUGUAGGUUCGGGAAGGGAGCCGUUAUGUUCUCGAUACCAUUAUGAAGAACAGAUACUUGCAAAAGUUUUACGACUUGAGCACAGAAUGGAUAUGUAUGAUGAAACGAAAGUUUCGGUGCUAACUCAAUGUCCUGAUAGCUGGGUAUCUUUUAAAAACUCUUGCUAUCUUUUUGUUGACGAGAAAGCUACACAUCAAAAUGCGAAGCUGCAUUGUCUAAUGCAUGGUGCUCAUUUAGUACACGUCAACGACGAGGAAGAGAGUGCAUUUCUUUCUUUGUACCUUCGUAAAUUCAAAGGUCAGUAUUACGUGAUGAAAUUUGUAUGUACCUAUAAAUUGUGA